Messenger RNA from Rhineura floridana, 6486 nucleotides. RefSeq names its product zinc finger protein ZFP2-like. The transcript is spliced from 3 exons. Gene Ontology annotation, biological process: regulation of transcription by RNA polymerase II. Gene Ontology annotation, molecular function: DNA-binding transcription factor activity, RNA polymerase II-specific; RNA polymerase II cis-regulatory region sequence-specific DNA binding. Lineage: Eukaryota; Metazoa; Chordata; Lepidosauria; Squamata; Rhineuridae. The record is from RefSeq and is a predicted model, not a curated record. Bases 415 to 2580 code for a protein of 721 amino acids.
AGGGGCUGCGUGGAGGGAGGUCAAGGUGCACCAUUUGGGGCGGUGGGCAGGGAGGAGGGGGAAAGCGAGGAGCCCCGGGCCCAGCCUAUUCCCGGCUUGUUUGAGGAUGCAAUCCUGCCCUAUAGAUCUCAACUCUGCCCUACUGCUGGGCCCGUCUGCCUGUCCCCUCCCACAAGCUUGCUUUGUUUGGGACCAGAUUUCCAUAUCCCUCGAAAACAUUGGAAUUUUUGGUCAUGAAUAAAACGAUGUAUGUAAAUAGCGUAGAAGCCCGGUUGUUUGAAAGUGCUCCCUUUUUCUUCCUUAGCUUGGAAUGUGAUCGGACUGGUGAGCUUGCAUUUCAAGAAGGUGGAAAGGGUCCUGCUGGAUCCCGGCCAGAGAACUCUGUACAAGGAGGUCAGGCUGGAGAUUCAUGAGAUGGCGACCUCUCUGGGAGAUGUUUGGGGAAUCCCGGAUGAAGGGAAACCAUUAGAAGUCUCACUGAAAAGAGCCGAGGAGCAGAAGUAUGAAUGGAACUUGGGGAAUCAAGAUGGAACAAACAGACAAGAGGGGAGACAAACGCAGAUGCUAGGGGAUGAAUCCAGUACUUCUCAGGGUGAUGACAAUGAAAUUCAAGAGAGUACUCAUCACCUAAAGGAAAUAAGAAUGUCUCCUGAGUGCAGUAAAAUCUUAAGCUACCAAAAAGCCUUGCUCACACAUCGGAGAAGGCAUAAGAGAGGGAGACCAUAUAUACGCAUGGAGUAUGACAAAAGCUUCAGUUACAGUGGUGCCCUUUCUUUACAUCCAAUAGCUCAUACAGGAAAGAAGCCUUAUAACUGCUUACAGGAUGGAAAGAGCUUUGGUCUGAGUAGCCACCUUACUUCACAUCAAAGAAUUCAUACAGGGUACAAACCAUAUGAAUGCUUGGAGUGUGGAAAGAGCUUCAGUGCAAGUAGCACCCUUACUAGACAUCAAAGAACUCAUACAGGGGACAAACCUUAUAAAUGCUUGGAGUGUGGAAAGAGCUUCGGUCUGAGUAGCCACCUUACUUCACAUCAAAGAAUUCAUACAGGGUACAAACCAUAUGAAUGCUUGGAGUGUGGAAAGAGCUUCAGUCAGAGUAGCUCCCUUACUUCACAUCAAAGAACUCAUACAGGGGACAAACCUUAUAAAUGCCUGGAGUGUGGAAAGAGCUUCAGUGACAAUGGCCACCUUACUAGACAUCAAAGAACUCAUACAGGGGACAAACCUUAUAAAUGCUUGGAGUGUGGAAAGUGCUUCAGUCAUAAUGAACACCUUAUUAGACAUCAGCGAAUUCAUACAGGGGACAAGCCUUAUAAAUGCUUCGAGUGUGGAAAGACCUUCAGUCAGAGUGACAGCCUUACUUCGCAUCAAAGAACUCAUACAGGGGAGAAACCUUAUAAGUGCUUGGCGUGUGGAAAGAACUUCAGUCACAGAGGCAACCUUACUAUGCAUCAAAGAAGUCAUACAGGGGAGCAGCCUUAUAAAUGCUUUGAGUGUGGAAAGAGUUUCCGUGACAGUGGCACCCUUACUAGACAUCAAAGAAUUCAUACAGGAGACAAACCUUAUAAAUGCUUGGAGUGUGGAAAGAGCUUCAUUUGCAGUGGCACCCUUACUUCACAUCAAAGAACUCACACAGGGGACAAACCAUAUAAAUGCUUGGAAUGUGGAAAGAGCUUCAGUCAGAGUAGUUCCCUUACUUCACAUCAAAGAACUCAUACAGGGGAAAAAUCUUAUAAGUGCUUGGAGUGUGGAAAGAGCUUCAGUCAGAGUUGCACCCUUACUUCACAUCGAAGGACUCAUACAGGGGACAAACCUUAUGAAUGCUUGGAGUGUGGAAAGAGCUUCAGUUGGAGUGGCAACCUUGCUAGACAUCAAAGAAUUCAUACAGGGGACAAACCUUAUGAAUGCUUGGCGUGUGGAAAGAGCUUCAGUUGCAGUGGCACCCUCACUUUACAUCAAAGAACUCACACAGGGGAGAAGCCUUAUAAAUGCUUGGAGUGUGGAAAGAGCUUCAGUCAUAAUGAACACCUUAUUAGACAUCAGCGAAUUCAUACAGGGGACAAGCCUUAUAAAUGCUUCGAGUGUGGAAAGACCUUCAGUCAGAGUGACAACCUUACUUUGCAUCAAAGAACUCAUACAGGGGAGAAACCUUAUAAGUGCUUGGCAUGUGGAAAGAACUUCAGUCACAGAGGCAACCUUACUAUGCAUCAAAGAAGUCAUACAGGGAAGCAGCCUUAUAAAUGCUUUGAGUGUGGAAAGAGUUUCCGUAACAGUGGCACCCUUACUAGACAUCAAAGAAUUCAUUCAGGGGACAAACCUUAUAAAUGCUUUGAGUGUGGAAAGAGCUUCAUUUGCAGUGGCACCCUUACUUCACAUCAAAGAACUCAUACAGGGGACAAACCAUAUAAAUGCUUGGAAUGUGGAAAGAGCUUCAGUCAGAGUAGCUCCCUUAGUUCACAUCAAAGAACUCAUACAGGGGAGAAGCCGUUUAAAUGCUUGGAGUGUGGAAAGAGCUUCAGUCAGAGAUUCUCCCUUACUGUGCAUCAAAGAACUCAUACAGGGGACAAGGCUUAUAAAUGAUUGGAGUGCGGAAAUAAUUUCAUUCAGGAUGGCCAUCUUCAGGCACUUCAAAUUAUCCAUAUAGGGGAGCAGCUGUAUAAAUGCUUUGAAUGUGGAAAAAGCUUUAAGAAGAGUUGUAGUCUUUCUGUGCAUCCAAGGACCCAUAUAGCGGAGCAGCCAUAUUAAUGUCUGGAUCAUACCCUUGCUACACAUUAAAAAUAUCACAGUGGGGGGAAACCAUGUAGCUGUCCAGAGUGUGGGAAAUGUUUCAUUCAGUGUAUCUUGCAGUGUCAUUCUUCCUUCACAUCAAAGGAUCCUUAAAGAGGAGAAACUAUGAAAUGCCCAGAGAGUGGAAAGAGCUUUGUUAGAUACUCAGAUGACGCUAUAUUAGGUACUCAUGAACCCCUCCAUUGGAGAGAGAGGAAUAAUAGGUAUGUUCACACGGAUGAGAAAUUUGGUCCAUUCACUUUUCAGUACACCUCUCCUACAUAAUUUUGUUGUUGUUAUGUGCCUUCAAGUCGACUACAACUUACGGCAACCUUGUAAGUUCAGGUCUGUGGCUUCCUUUAUGGAAUCAAUCCAUCUCUUGUUUGGCCUUCCUCUUUUUCUACUCCCUUCUGUUUUUCCCAGCAUUAUUGUGAUGCCUAUAAUAAGUACAGUGGAAGGAAUUGUUAGAAAUGUUUGAACUGUUCGGAACAUUUCAGUGAAGAUUGUUAUUGAGUUCAGUUUUGGGGCAAAACUGAGGAUGGUGGAGAUGAAGUGGACUGAAGGAGCUGUGGAGCGGAAUGGAAUAAAAACUUUGGACAAGUAAUACUAGCUCAUGACUGAUGUAGACCUGAAUGUCUGCAUUGAGGGCAGAAAUGCUUUUCUGGAUUGUGAGAAGCAGAAAUGCUGAGAAGGCCUUAGCUAAACUAAUAGUGAAGAUAGAAGAUUAGCUACUCCACGUGACUAGUACAAAACCUAUUUACAUGUGUGGUGGUUUUGCCUUUUAAUACGAACGUUUUCGCUGUAUUAGCUGCAAUCGCUCUAUUCAUGGGGCAGUCCAUUACUAUUCUGGCGCAUUUGCAACACAGUUUGCCUUUUUGCCUUCUCUUUCAGAGGGGAAGCGAUUUCUUGCUUUGAACCUGUUCUGAGGCUGUCUAAGUUUCCUCUAAGUGAGUCCUUUGCGGCUGGAGGUUCGGUUCUUUAAAAACUUCAAACAGUUUCUGCUGGUCUUGUUUUUAUAUAUGUAUGUUUACAGUUUUAAUAGAUUUGCUUAUUCCCAGGUGAGGUUUCUAUUUCACCAUUUUAUUUUUCAACCUUUUCCCUUCAUCUUUGUUUAUCUGGAUCCUGUCUGUAGGACUGUACGUCCAACUGGUUCCUUUGAAUCCCUUCUUGGGUAGGUAGCUGUCAUAUUCUUUCUUUGCUCUUAAUAUUUUUUGCAUGACAACAUCUUCAUAUUUAUGGUCCUUGGCAGACCCGCCACCCAAGGGCAGCCCGGAUAUAUGCCCCCUGACCUAGCCAGGAGCUGAUGCAAGAGGCUGCAAGAUUAACUGCAGCCUCUCUAUGAACUCAGGGUCAAGGCAGGGGCUCCCAGUCCUUGCAGCACUUACCACUUUUCUUAAUAGCUAGGAUAAAUGCCUACAUAGCUGACACAUAGCAAAGCUUUAGCUACUUUGGACUGGUGGAAAGGGGUCAGUCAAAGCAGAGCUGCCUAAUAGUUAACAUUAUUACUAGCCUUCAAUACCACAAUUGUGGUUUGUAAUAGUUCAGUUGCACAUUGUUCUUCUGAGUAGAGGUAAGUUUCCAUAUCCAUUUUUUAUUUUUGUUUUCCAAGUAAUAAUUGUUUGUGUAUACUUGUUGCCAGUUUAUUUCUGGGUCAGAUGCAAGGUUCUCGUGGUAGUGUUUAAAGCCCUAAAUGAUUUAGCCCCCUAACAUCUGAAAGUCCACCUCCUUCCUUACAGGCCCUCUUGUGUGUUAAAAUCAGCAGAGUGGGCCUUCUAGAUAGUUCCACUGCUCCCACAAGUUUGGGGGGAUGGUGUCCCGGGAGAGGGUGUUCUCUGUGGCGGCCCCUGAUUUGUGGAACCCCCUCCCCACCGAAGUUCAUUCGGCACCUUCACUGUAUAAUUUCUGGUGAAUGUUGAAGACAUGCCUCUUCAGCCUGGCCUUUGACACUUGAGAUGUACAUUUUCAGGACCCACCCUAUUGCUGUGAUUGUGUUUUGUUUUAAUUCUUUUUUUAACACUGUAUUUUAACCUGUUGUAACCCACCCUGGGACCUGCUUAUGGACAGGUGGGUAAUCAUCAUCUGAUCCUUAUUUCCCCCUUCCCCAAGAUUCAAUAAAGUGCUGUGGAUUUCUCUCUGCUCUUAUGCUCUAUCUGUCAUAAACUGAAAUGCAUUUUCUGCUGAUGUAUUUAAAGUAAAUCUUUCCAGAGUAUAGCUUUUCACCAGAAAGGACUCCCAGAGGACAGAAGGGGAAGUGUAACUCUGCUGCAGCGAGGGAACCUUUGGGGGGGAAGUCCUUCCUUUUGGAAUAGCCUGUCUGCGGACAAAAAUACAAAACGUGGUCUGGCUACCGUCAGAGCCAGGAUGAGAGAAGCAAGGACUAGUCAGUGUCUGCGCCACAGCUUCAUGACUUUCUUCCCUACCUAAUUCUGGAACCUGUGGCCCUCCAGCUGGUGCUGGUCUCCCAACUCCCAUCAGCCCCUGUCAGCAUGGCUAGUGGUCAGGGGUGAUGGGAUAUUCCAGCAACAUCAGGGGGGGUCACAGGGUCUCAUUCCCUUCAAAGAUUGCUCCCCCCUCACUGUUAAGUUCUUCAGACUGCGCACCGGCAUGCAGGUAUGUAUUUUACCUGUGUGCACAAAAGUGUUAGAUAGCAGGGCUGUGGAGUCGGAGUCGUGGAGUCGGAAGCAAUUUUGGGUGGAGUCGGAGUAGGCAGAAAUGUACCGGCUCCGACUGUGGCUUCAAAAUAAAAACUUACAAUAUUAUAACAAUAUAUGGUAAAUAUAUCAUGUUAUACUUAUAUUUUAUACUUUUUUAUAUUUCAGGGAAAAUAUUUGUAAUAGUUUGUUGCAUUUACUUUCGUAGGAAUUUAGGCAAGUUUUCUUGUUCAGAAAUUUUAAUCAGAUAAAUAUAUUUUAUGUUCUAUCAAUCUAGCCUGAUGAUUCACGUGGUGGUGAUGAAAUGCCUUGUGCUACCAUUUUACUACAGUAAAUUUGUUCUUACUAGUUAAUAUACAUUUGCCAUUUAUGAAGGAGUCGGAGUCAGACAGUAGAAAAAUAGAGGAGUCAGAGCCAAACUUUUGACGUCCCCAGUCCCCAGCCCUGUUAGAUAGACCAGAUCCACAGAAAACAGCAGUUAAUUUAAAAAAUAAAAUAAAGCGUCACUUGCUUCAAGGCAGGAAACCUGAAGUCUGUUGUGGGCAUGCCCACAAAUAUUUGCUGACCUGUGCAUAUACCUUCUGUGGAAGCAGAAAAAGCUAGGCCUUAACUUGUUUUAGAUUUCCUAGCUUGAUUCAGAAUUGUGACUCCAAAGAAUGAUGGCAGAAGGUCUCUUUUUAACGUAUUAAGAGGGAAUGCUAAAAAGAAAUGUUCCGAGAAAAAUGCUUAUGCUGUGACCCAAGGAGAAAUGACAGAAGAGUAAACGGGUUAGGAAAGCAUUUGGAAGCUGCGUGGAUGUAAUCCCUAGACUUUAGACUGCUGAGUGUUUCCCCAAAUUAAUGUUUAAUCUCUUUGCUCUCUGCUUUUUGCUGUAUGUGAAAGACAGCAGAUGCGUGUCAGCAUGUUGAGCUGAUGUGAAAUGACUUAUUAAAAUGAUGACAUACUGUAAUUUGGUUACAUGUGCUUUGGGAUAUGGUAUAAAAAUGUGCUGUAAAAAUUAAGGAGUAGAGAACUUUCUUGGUAAACUCCAAAUAGCUGUUUGUAUCUAAAUAAAGGUGCCUUUAACGGA